Olea europaea var. sylvestris is the source of this 1955-nucleotide messenger RNA. RefSeq lists its product as uncharacterized. Lineage: Eukaryota; Viridiplantae; Streptophyta; Magnoliopsida; Lamiales; Oleaceae. The transcript has 3 exons. Gene Ontology annotation, biological process: regulatory ncRNA-mediated gene silencing. The record is from RefSeq and is a predicted model, not a curated record. Bases 123 to 1784 code for a protein of 553 amino acids.
GGAUGCCCUAAUAAAUUAACCUACAAUUAUUCUCGUCUUUUUCUUCCCUGUUCUCUUUGUAAUUUUCACCGAUUUAUAUACAAGUUUGUAUAUCUCUGAUCUCUCACAUAAUUUUACAGAGGAUGGCCGGAGGCAACGCUCCCAAACUCCCUCCGCCGUCCUCCUCAGCACAAUCCCACCAAAACAAAUCACGGUGGGAAUCUUCAUCAUCCGCUGCGGCCACAGAUCAUAAACUCUCCGGCUCCGCCUCUACUUCCAUCGCUGAAUCCAAGUCCAAAUCCAAACACUCACACAACCCCGGAAAAGACAGAACACCCACCACUACCAGUGCCACCCCAAACAAAAGUAAAGAGGCCAAUAAUAAACCCCCCACCCCUACCCCGAAACCCAAACCCAGAUCCGAAAUCCCACUUAGACCCGAAAAUCCGAAUGCCCAUUUUGGUCCGCCUCCUGUGUUUCCAUUCCCGGACCAGCCCCCACCUCCGGCUUAUGGGUUCCACAUGCUUGACCGUCGGACUAUAGUCCUCGCGGAUGGCUCCGUGCGCUCAUACUUCGCGUUGCCACCUGAUUAUGCCAAUUUUAUGCCCAUGCUUAGGCCUGGAUUUCGGCCCGAAUUACGUGGUCCUCCAGAAUUUGGGCUUGAUAGGUCUCAUUUCCCAAUGAAUCCUGAUUUCCUGCCGGAGUUCAGGCCGGAAUUUCGUGGCCCGGAUGACCCCCUGGCAAGGACCAGGAAUCAAGAAUAUUGGAAUUCACUGGGCCCAGGGCCUGAGAGUUCUCUCAAGAGAAAGUUUGGGGAAGAGGAGAGGAGAGGAAAUGAUGCGUUUGAGAGACAACCCCAACAUGCUUUGCAGUAUAGAAUUACCAGUACAAAUGCCAAUGGUCCUGGCCCGAGUGGACUGGAUAAUUUGGGGAGAGGUGAGGAGAUGAGACCUACUAAGUAUAUGAAAACCGGAGAGGUGAAUGUGGGUAAGCUUAAGCACAAUGACGUUGAUCAGAAUUCGUUAAGGAAAGCAUUUUCGCAUUUUGUGAAGUUAAUUUAUGAGAAUGCGAAUCAGAAAAGGAAUUACCUGGCUGAUGGAAAGCAAGGGCCUCUCCAGUGUCUUGCCUGUGGCAGGACUUCAAAAGAUUAUCCAGAUAUGCAUAGUCUUAUCAUGCAUAUGUACAACUCAGAUUCUGGAAACUUGCUUGUGGAUCACUUGGGCUUUCACAAAGCUUUAUGCAUUCUGAUGGGCUGGAACCAUUUGAUGCCUCCUGAUAAUUCAAAAGCAUAUCAGAUGUUAUCUUCUGACGAGGCAAUAGCAAACCAGGAUGAUCUGAUUUUGUGGCCGCCUUCUGUAUUAAUUCAUAAUACACUCACAGGAAAAGGUAGAGAUGGGCGCAUGGAAGGUAUAGGAAACAGACCAAUGGAUAGUAUUCUUGGAGAUCUUGGAUUUAGUAGUGGCAAGUCGAUGUCCUUGUUUUCAAGGGAAGGCCAUUUGGGCAUUCAUGUGGUGAAGUUCCCUGGUGGUGCAAAAGGUCUGAAGGAGGCGCUGCGGCUGGCUGAACAUUUCGAAAAACAGAAUCGAGGGCGAAAAGAUUGGGCCCGUGUGCAGUCCUCCCCGACAUUUAACAAGGAAGAUGAUAACAAUCCAAACCUUGUGAAAUUGGAUGCUACAACUGGAGAGAAAAAGAGAAUCUUUUAUGGGCAUAUAGCCACUGUUUCUGAUCUCGACAAGGUCACUUUUGAGAUCAAGAAAAAGGUGACCAUUGAGAGCAAAAGGGAUUACAAGAAGCAUUCCAAGUAGAAACUUAAGACAGCAGUAUUUGAGAUAUCUCAUUUUCCAGUGUCUUUUUAUCCUUUUAAUUUAAACUUGGAGUUUUUACCUUGUACUGUGAUUUGCAAGUUAAGAAAUUAUAACUUCAUGGAACUCAGUGCUGCUGCGUAUUUCUUAAGUGGAUAGUUUCUCUUUACGAAA